AUGAAAGUUGAGUGUGUUCUUGUGGUGUUUGUUGUCUUUGCUCUUGCAGUUGCUGAGACAGAGAUAAAACCUAGUGUUUGGGAGCCCAUUGAAGACAUCAACGAUCCUCAUGUGACAGAGAUAGCGAAUUUCGCCGUGAAGAAAUAUGACGAGGAAAAUGGUCAAAGCCUGAAGUUGGAGAAGGUGAUAAAAGGUGACACUGAAGAAGUAAGAUUGGCAACUUUUUAUCGCCUCACUCUCAGCGCCACCAAUGGCUCCUCUUCCAACAAUUAUGAAGCCGUUGUGGAGGGUAAAUAUCGAAAGAGACAAACGCUGAGUACAGAAAGUAGAAGAAAGAAACUGAGUCAGACGAGUGAACGAGACUGUGGAAAAUCGAAAUCGGAUAGGGUAAGAGAAGAAGCGGAGAUAGGAGUGUGCGCGUCGAAACCGAAGGGGCUUCGAAGGGGCUCUUCGUCGGAGGCGGUGGUGUAUUCCCCUCCGGAUUCCCCCACUAUGAAGAGCCUCUUCAAGUCCAAGCCCCGCACUCCUUCCGACAUCGUUCGCCAAACGCGAGAUCUUCUCCGCCUCACCAACCGCGAUGACGACAAGAUGGCCGACCUCAGCAAAAACCUCCGGGAGAUGAAGUCAAUCCUCUAUGGAAACAGCGAAUCCGAACCGGUCCCCGAGGCUUGUGCGCAGCUGACUCAGGAAUUCUUCAAGGAAAACACCUUGCGCCUCCUUAUCCAAUGUCUUCCCAAAUUGAACUUGGAGGCCAGGAAGGAUGCUACUCAAAUUGUUGCGAAUUUACAGAGGCAGCAGGUUCAGUCUAAGCUCAUCGCGUCUGAUUACUUGGAGACAAAUAUGGAUCUCAUGGAUGUAUUGAUAUCUGGCUAUGAAAACAUGGACAUGGCUUUACACUACGGUGCGAUGUUGAGAGAGUGCAUAAGACAUCAAAUUGUUGCAAGAUAUGUUCUGAACUCAUCUCAUAUGAAGAAGUUUUUUGACUACAUUCAACUUCCAAAUUUUGACAUAGCUGCAGAUGCCGCAGCUACUUUUAAGGAGCUAUUGACGAGACAUAAAUCUACUGUAGCUGAAUUCCUUUCCAAGAAUUAUGAAUGGUUUUUUGCUGAAUAUAACUCUAAGCUGUUGGAAUCUUCCAAUUAUAUUACAAGGCGUCAAGCUGUCAAGUUGCUGGGAGAUAUGUUACUUGAUCGCUCAAAUUCAGCAGUAAUGACACAAUAUGUCAGCUCACGAGACAACUUAAGGAUUUUAAUGAAUCUUCUACGAGAGUCAAGCAAGAGCAUACAGAUAGAAGCAUUUCAUGUUUUCAAGCUGUUUGCUGCUAACCAAAAGAAACCUGCUGAUAUCAUCAGCAUACUUGUUGCAAACAGAAGCAAGCUUCUUAGACUUUUGGGUGACUUAAAAAUCGAUAAAGAGGAUGAACAGUUUGAAGCUGACAAAGCUCAAGUUAUUAGAGAAAUAGCUGCUCUUGAACCUAGAGAUCUUGCUUGA
Messenger RNA from Sphenostylis stenocarpa, 1491 nucleotides. Lineage: Eukaryota; Viridiplantae; Streptophyta; Magnoliopsida; Fabales; Fabaceae. The record is from the annotation of a GenBank genome assembly.